AUGACCAACCUCAAGAUAGCCAUCAUUGGUGCAGGGCCUGCUGGAUGUAUGCUGGCACGGCUUCUGCAUCUAGCCAACAUUGAAGCAACGGUCUAUGAAAGCGAGUCUUCGCCGGAUUUCAGAUCGCAGGGCGGCAGCUUGGACCUUCAUACCAACACCGGGCUAGCUGCGUUGAAAGAGGCGGGUCUGUUUGAUGAGUUCUUGAAGCAUGCCAGAUACGAUGGACAGUACAUGGCCAUUGUCGACAAGAACAACAAGCCCCACUUUGUGAGAACGGCAGAAGGAUGGGGGAGUGGUGUCCAGGAACGCCCAGAAAUCGACCGACCCAAACUACGUGAAAUCCUCGCAGAUUCUCUGCCCAAGGGUAUGAUCAAGUGGGGACAUCGCCUCAAGUCAGUCGGCGAGGACGGCACGCUCAACUUUGAACAUACCUCGGCGGCGGGUUUCGACCUGGUGAUAGGUGCGGAUGGAGCUUGGAGCAAGGUCCGCCAGCUACUCGCGCGGGAAGUAAAGCCUUCUUGGACCAAGAUUGGACUUUACUCUUUGAGCAUCCCGAACGCUGCAGAGACUGCGCCCGAGUUGUCCAAGUUGGUCAACAGGGGAAACCUCUUCGCCAACAGCUACCAGCAGCGUAUCACAGUUCAGCAGAUGGGCGACGAGAGUCUCAGUGUGUAUGCCGCGGUGGUGUCGGAAGAAGAGAAAUGGUCAAGCCCAGCAGUGUGCGGAUACGACUCACACGAUAUCGACGCAGUCAAGAAGCACCUCUUGGAGCUGUACAAAGAUUGGAGCCCGGAGCUAACGGAUGCAAUCGUCAAAGCGGAGGGCGAGUGUACACCGAGAUCGCUGUACAUGCUUCCGGUCGGGUUCAAGUGGUUGCACCGGCGCGGGUUUACGGUCAUCGGAGAUGCGGCCCACUUAAUGACGCCGUAUGCCGGUGAGGGUAUCAACGUCGCCCUGGAGGAUGCGAUGCACUUGGCCAAGGCCAUCAUUGGCGCUGCGACUGAAGGAGGAAGCCCAGAAAUCCUGGACCGCAAGGUCGAGGCAUUCGAGAAGGAAAUGUUCCCGCGCAUGGAAAAGGUGCAGCGGCUGACGGAGGAGCUUAUGCACGACAACAUGUUCACACCCGGCUCGCCGCAGACCACGAUCGCAAGGUCGGUAGCAAGGCACGCCAAGUUCGAGACGCCGUGGGUUUUCCAUCCGCUGGUGACGGCCUCAGUACACACGUUCUUUUUCAUGCGCAAGCUGCUGCCAUAA
Messenger RNA from Colletotrichum chrysophilum, 1254 nucleotides. RefSeq lists its product as uncharacterized. The record is from RefSeq and is a predicted model, not a curated record. Lineage: Eukaryota; Fungi; Ascomycota; Sordariomycetes; Glomerellales; Glomerellaceae. Gene Ontology annotation, molecular function: FAD binding. Bases 1 to 1254 code for a protein of 417 amino acids. The transcript has 2 exons.